This is a messenger RNA of Enterobius vermicularis (human pinworm), 702 nucleotides long. The record is from the annotation of a GenBank genome assembly. Lineage: Eukaryota; Metazoa; Nematoda; Chromadorea; Rhabditida; Oxyuridae.
AUGACCAUAUCAUAUACCGUAGCUGGACUCACGGAUACGUUGAGUACAGAACAUGAAAAGUAUGCCGAAGCUUUAAACAAUGCUGGAGAUGCAAUGAAAGACGUUCUGACCGUUCUGGAAGAUCCUGGUUUUGAAACCAUGGAAGGAUGGAAGAAAAAAAAGGAAAACAAAGAAGAUGUAGUCUACUCUAAAAGAUUCCCAUUUGGAAAAGUUUUUACUUUAAGGAUAACGCUAGACGCACCACGUGAACAAAUCUUCUCCGAACAUUGGGAUAACUUUGUGGAAACGGCAAAUCUUAACAAAAAUACUUCAUUAGCUGAAAAAAUUGCAAUUCUCAGUCCCCAUGCUGAAGUCGUACAUUAUGCCAUGAAAGAUUCCGGAUUAGUAAAAGGCCGCGACUUUGUAACUAGUAGAAUGUAUCGACGAGUAGACGACGUUGUAUUAGAAGCAGCUAGAAGCUUUGAAACAAAAGAAAUUGAACGAUAUAAAAAGAAGACGAGAGGGAAACUAAUCCUUGGCGGUGGACGUUUUCGUGUGCAUCCUGAAAACCCACAACAAACCAUUGUUGACUACAUGAUAAGCUUAGAUUUCAAUGGACCAGAUCUGACAAAGCCAAUUGUUGAAUCAACAAUAUCAAAAUUCAUCCUGCAAGACGCACAGUGGGCCAAAGAACAUAUCGAGAAAAAAAAGCAAGAAUCAUGA